AAGAUGCUCAUUUAUUAUUGCCUUCCUGCUCGAGAUCUGGAGGUCACAACAAAUCAUAAGGAUGAUGUGGAGAUCAGCUUGGGCAGCAACCAACCCCCCCAAGCCAUCUCUUGGAAGAAGCCUGAAGGCAUUCUGAAGGUGUACACUUCCCUGUGGGACUUCCUUGCUAAAGAAAUGGACAUAAUCGAAAAGAUCUGGAAGGAUAAGAGAAUUAAACAUGCUCUUAAAAACCUCAUCCCUUUGCUCGUCGAGAAAGACAAUUCAUGGCAGAAUUCUAAAGAAGCAAAAGGCAAGACGAUUUCUCUGGGGUCAGUGGAAAAUCUUUGUAAGGGUGAUAAUGAUGGAGGUGAUCAAAAAGGAAAGGAUUCCGCAGAACCAACCAAUUCUAAGAAGCAGAGCAUUUAUAAGUAUAACCCAUUGCUUAUAGCAACUAUCACUGGAAUUGUGCCUAUUGUUGCAGAGAUACUUAGGCAGCAUCCUCAAGCAGCUGAGCACGUUAGCUAUAGUGAACAGAACAUUUUGCAUCUGGCCAUUAAGCACCGUCAAAGAGAGAUCCUUGAGCUUCUAAAAAGGAAGCCAAUAACCAUCUCAAGGUUGAAUGAGAUGAUUGACAGUGAUGGCAACACCAUAUUGCACCAAGCUGCAGAUAGGAGCUACUACUCUGUAGCAAUUUCUGAGAAAUUAAUUGGCCCAGCCAUGCAAUUGCAAGCAGAAUUGCGUUGGAUGAUGGGUGUGAAGAACAUAUUACCACCUCAUUACAUCAUGCACCACAACAACAAGGAUCAGACAGCGGAGGAGCUGUUCAAUGAUGAGCAUAAUGAGCUUCUGAAGUCCGCACAAGAAUGGAUAAAAGACACAGCACAGUCGUGCUCAACUGUGGCGGUGCUGGUGGCCACCGUUGUCUUUGCAGCCGCCUACGCCAUGCCUGGGGGUAACGAACCAAAUGGCCUUCCUGUUUUCCACGAUUCUCCACUCUUCUGGCUCUUCACCUGCAUGGACGUCGUGGCCAUCGCCUGCUCAUUGUCUUCCGUAGCCUUUUUCCUCUCCAUCCUCUCCUCGCCCCUUGAGUACCCGUUUUUCUGUCACGGUCUUCCCCGCAAGCUCAUGAUCGGGUUCACCUUGCUCUUCUUGUCCAUGGCAACCACCAUGCUCGCCUUUGCUGCUACCAUUUUGCUUGUGAUUCGUAUCGAGAAGAAAUGGACCAAAUCUCUGCUUUACUGUAUUGCGUUUUUUCCGGUCCCUCUAUUUGGCUUGCUGCAAUUUCCUAUGUAUCAGAAAGUUACCAAGAUUUUCCGCCCUUUCUUCAUUCCCUUUCUCGGCUUUUCGAAGAGGAGAUCAAUAUGUGGCAAGAGCAGGGCGAACUGAAUCACAAAGCUAGCAUGAAGCAGUACAUGAUUUGUACAAUUUUAAUGUGUCUUCAAUCUUCAU
Prunus avium (sweet cherry) is the source of this 1428-nucleotide messenger RNA. RefSeq lists its product as uncharacterized. Gene Ontology annotation, molecular function: protein binding. Gene Ontology annotation, cellular component: membrane. The record is from RefSeq and is a predicted model, not a curated record. NCBI's taxonomy places the organism in Eukaryota, Viridiplantae, Streptophyta, Magnoliopsida, Rosales, Rosaceae.